This is a messenger RNA of Gymnodraco acuticeps, 847 nucleotides long. Its product is annotated as von Willebrand factor A domain-containing protein 5A-like. The transcript is spliced from 3 exons. The record is from RefSeq and is a predicted model, not a curated record. NCBI's taxonomy places the organism in Eukaryota, Metazoa, Chordata, Actinopteri, Perciformes, Bathydraconidae. Bases 16 to 456 code for a protein of 146 amino acids.
AUAUAUUAUAGUUUCAUGGCAUUUCAUUACAUUUCUAAGCUAGUUCUUGUGUCUUUUGAACAUGAAGGUGGCGUCCUAUGUAGCUUAUCAUCCAACGAUUCCCUGGACAUUGAGCCCCAGCAGCCUCCCAGAGACCCUCUGCUGCAGCUGGUCUCCCUGCAGAAGGCGUCCGGCUGCUGGGAGCUGGAUCCAGCUCUGGCUGCUGCUGUGGGAAAGACCAGCGAGGAGGUGGAAAACACAAAACCUGCAUCGGAGAACAAGGAAGUGUGGGCCACCAUUCUGGCUCUGAUCUGGCUUCAUGGUUUCAAGAUGGAUGCUCAGGAGGAGUGGGAGCUUCUGGCUAUGAAGGCUGUGUCAUGGCUCCGUGCUCAGAACGCUCCAUGUGUGGCGGAGUGUGUGGAGGCUGGAAACACUCUGCUGGGUUGUAAGGUGCAGAAAGAUGCCCUGGGAAUCUGAGGUUUUCAGUAAAGCAACUUCUCCUUCAGGAUUGUUGCACAGAAGCAUUUAAACUCUUUACUGCAAUGUUUACUUAAUCAAAAUGGCACUAUCCACAUUUAAAUUUGCAACUGUUUUAUUACUUCCUGCUACUUUAUGUAAAACAUGGUUAUUUUAAGUGACUAUAUGAAUAUUUUCAUCUAGUGAAAAUGAAGCCUGAACCUCUGGUUAAAUAUUUGUUAAUCACAAAAUAAUCUCCAUCUGUUAAGUGUGCAAAGUGACAACAAAUAUGCCUAUAAAUUCCUUGCUGCAAACUCUUUAAAAGUUCAAAUUGUGUGGGAACAUGUUAAAGAAAAAAGACUAAUAAUAAAUGUGUUGAAAUUUGUUUAAACUUCAAAUGAUUUUGAAAUAG